AGCAACAGAGAAGUGGGGUGAGCGUGAAGCAAGUCUGGGAAGCUGCUGUUGGAUUGGACCUUGUGAUCGGCUGGAGGUUGUUUCAGGAACACCCAUCCUGCUUUGUCAUGGCAGGAUGACACAGCCUGAGACCUCAUUUCCACCUGUUAUGCAACUCCUCCCCUCUGUUUUCAUAUGGGCUCUUACCACUUUAGUUGGGCUGGACUUGGUCAUGUUCGCAUAGUGGUGCAGGACAAUGCAACGAGAGGCGACUGGCCACCACUGACUGCCGUGAUGGCGCUCUUCCUGUGGCUCUGCGCGUCCGUCCUGGCAGCUGCCCACGGCACCGAAGUCAAGAACUGCCACCCUCUGUGCCACUGUGAGGUGGAGAGCUUCGGCCUGUUCCACAGCUUCAGUCUGACCAGAGUGGAGUGCCGUGGGCUGGGGCCCAGCACCUCCAUGCCCAUCCCCAUCCCUCUGGACACGGCUCACCUGGACCUGUCGUCCAGCGGCGUGGGCCCGCUGACCGACGCCAUGCUGAGCGGACCUGGCUACACCACGCUGGUCAGCCUGGACCUGAGCAGCAACGCGAUCACCGGGGUGAGCCCCAAGGCUCUGUCGAGGCUACGGUACCUGGAGUCUCUGGAUCUAAGCCACAACCGCCUGGAGAGCCUGUCAUCCAGCUGCUUCUCGGGGCUCCCGCUGUCCGACGUGGACCUCAGCCAUAACAACUUUCAGCACUUUGACAUGGAGGUGUUGGCGGCCAAAGUCAACGGCGAACCGGUCACCGUGGACCUGUCUCACAACCAGCUUGUGUCUGUCUCGCCGCCAGUGAAAGCGCUGCACAUUCAAAGCUUAAACUUGACGGCCAACCGGCUGCGCAGCGUGCCGAGGCUGGCGGGGCUUCCCCUGCGGUACCUCAACCUGGACGCCAACCCCGUCGCACGCAUCACGGAGGGGGCCUUCGCCUCGCUGGGGGACCUGCUGUACUUGUCCCUCAGCGGGCUCCCGGAGCUGCGCCACAUCGAGGCGCACAGUUUCGUGGGACUCCACGGCUUGCAGGUCUUGGAUCUGUCCAACAACCCCCGGCUCAGGGAGCUGGGCCCGGCCGUCUUCACGGGGCUGGACUCCCUGCAGGAGCUGAAUCUCUCGGGCUCCGGGGUGACCACCUUACCCAGCAACAUGCUGACUCACCUGCCCAGCGUACGGACCAUCGCUCUGGGCCGUCACGCCCUCUGCUGGCGGACGCAGAAGCAAGGGCAGUUCCACCCGCAGCUGGGUCAGACUCAGCACGAUGAGGUGCUGAGCUGUAACAUGGAGGGCGUUGUCUCCUGAGCGAGACCCUCGGCUUCUUUGUUCUGGUCCUGAUCAUUCGAGGCAGAAGACUUUCAGAAUCACGUCUCUCUGCCGUCAUGCUUCACUAGCGCUGAUCUCUGGUGUUGUGCUGGACCCCGAAUAAGAUGAUCCUGACAAGUCUGACUCUCAGGAGUCCAAGUUUAACAACAGAACAUUUGUUGUUAUGUUAAUCCAAAUAAGGUUUGGAUGGAACUGAAGGAUACUGCUACCUGAGAGCAAAGGUGAGCUCAUGAAAGGCCACACGACAGGAGACAUCACAUGGACCUGACGGGAGGAAGGUUCAUGUGAUGUCCUCUCUGUCCUCUCUGGAAGGUUUUUCAUGAACGUGAGUCUGCCUCAUCGCAUCAGUGUGUCAUGUGACCUCCCAGAGGCUGCCUGAAUUCAAAUGCCAAGAUGCUCUUGGAGAAGCUCAUGUUGAAUGUAAAGACCAGCACCACUGUAACUCAGGAGCUUGGGCUUCCACCCAGGAGCUCUUGUUUUUGCCUGUGUGGGCUUGCUGUCCUCAUUAAAGGGAAACCAUUUUUCAAUAUUUGCUUUGAAGCUUUUAUGGUUCAGUGGACGACAUACUGUUGGUGGUGCAACUCUGUGUACCUUCCAUGCUAGUGCCACCACUUGCUAGUGCCUUGAGCAAACACCCUUUUCAUGUCAUGGAUGGAGUCUCACUGAUCUGAUUCUGCUGGACUCAUUCAUUCAUUCAUUCAUUCAUUCCUGUGGCAUUCCAGCAGCCGUCACCCUCCAGACUGCAGCCACUGCAGCGGAGGUGCCGGCUGCAAGUGUGUGAAUGUAUUGUCACGUUCCUGUACGUGUGAUUGAAAGUUGUAUUAAAAAAAAAAAAAAGAGUUUUCACCCUGAAGCGGUUCUUUGGUGU
Synchiropus splendidus (mandarinfish) is the source of this 2203-nucleotide messenger RNA. It is a transcript of the gene tsku, whose product is annotated as tsukushi small leucine rich proteoglycan homolog (Xenopus laevis). The coding region runs from base 175 to 1314 and encodes 379 amino acids. Gene Ontology annotation, molecular function: transforming growth factor beta binding. Gene Ontology annotation, cellular component: cell surface. Gene Ontology annotation, biological process: immune response; transforming growth factor beta receptor signaling pathway. The record is from RefSeq and is a predicted model, not a curated record. Lineage: Eukaryota; Metazoa; Chordata; Actinopteri; Syngnathiformes; Callionymidae. The transcript is spliced from 3 exons.